AUGGAGGUUGAAACAGAGAGAGAUUUUAUUGUGAGGAGACGAAAGAAACAACAUAACGAUGUUUCAUGGCGUCAUAAUACUACUACGGAAAAAUCUGGUGCCUCGUUUGAAUCUGCAAAUGCCAUUGUCUUGGCAGAAAGGUCUUUAUUUGUUUGGCUGCUCCUGUUUAGAAUACUAAAUGCAAUUCUCAUCAAGACUUUUUUUGUCCCUGACGAAUUCUGGCAGGGACCAGAAAUUGCUCACAGAGUGGUAUUUGGUUAUGGUUACUUAACAUGGGAAUGGAAAGAAGGCCUCAGGGGCUGGACUUCGCCACUAAUCUUUGCAGCAAGCUAUAAGAUGUUAGCUGUUCUUGGAAUGGACUCUGCAAAAACUCUUGUUGUGGUACCCAGGUUGGUUCAGUCAUUUUUUGCCGCAUGUGGGGAUUUGUUUUUGUACAAGCUGGCGGUUAAAAGAUUUGAUCUUCAAACUGGUAGAUGGACGCUUAUCUGCUACUUAAUGUCAUGGUUCACAUUCUACAGUGUGACAAGAACUUUGACAAAUUCUUUAGAAACUGUUCUAACAACAAUAGCCCUUUAUUACUGGCCUUGCGACAUAAAAAAGGAAAAUAAUACUAAAGAUGUCGUUAAAGCUCUCAGUUUUGCAGCUUUUUCUUGCAUCAUCAGACCAACUGCUGCAAUCAUUUGGAUUCCACUAUGUAUUUGGUAUUUAAUUUUCUCACCAAACAAACUAGGAUUUAUAUUUAGAUGUGUUUUGCCAGUUGGAAUGAUGGCCAUGUUGUGGUCACUGAUUUUGAACAGUUGGUUUUAUGGAAAGAGGACACUAGUGGAGCUCAAUUUUGUCAAGUUUAAUGUCAUUAAUGACAUGGGGUCGUUUUAUGGAAGUCACCCCUGGCACUGGUAAGUAGGUUUAAUUGUUAUAUGUUUACUUGCCACUCUUGAAAAAGCACUAUAUUUGGGAGAAAAACUAACAAUAAGCACUGCCCCUCAAAUAUUAAAGCACCAUCAAUCAAAAUCAAUUAAUAUUUAAUUAAACUAACAGAAAUUAAUAAUGCUCUAGUUAAAGCAAUAUUGUAGGUUUUACUGUAGUUUCUGCUUUUAUCUUCUACAACCGUGCAACUUUAAAAGCCUUGUAGAUCAGAAUAUUAUCAUAAAUGAAGAUAUUUAGAUGCUUUAAAUUUCUGCUAUACAAUAAUUGAACCUUCACCUUUUAACAACCACCCUUAAUUAAGUGGCCAGCAGUCAAAGUCCCAAAGUAAUUGUACAAAAGAAUGGGGAAUUAAGCCUCUAUUAAGCAGCAACCUCAUUGAGCAGCUGCGACCUCCUCUUGGCCGUCCUAACGAGAGGUCUCCCAUUGUUGUCAUCUCUAUCAAGCAGCCAUCAAGGGUUUGAUACACUUAGUUUGGGUUCUGUUUUAGAAUAUGAUGAAGGGAAAUACAGUCUGAGAUAGAAGGUGAUGACCAAUUGUGGACUAGUAAUGUUUCCACACAUUUUGUUUUGUUUCAGAAUAAAGUGUUACUUUCUGCUAAAGAUUAUUGCUCAUUUCUGACAAACCUCUAUUGAGUGGCUAACCUCCAUUAGGCGUGGCCGCUUAAUGAAGGUUCAACUUUAGUAACAUAUAUCCGAGACCUUAAUCAUAAAAUCUUGAUUUCUAUGUAGCCCUUUAUAAGGGGAAAUUAACUGUUGUCUACUGAAUUUUUGUCAUCAAUGUUUUGAUAUUGCGAUAAUAUUUAGGUACUUGACCCAAGGUUUUCCUGUAGUAAUGUUUACACACAUGAUUCCUUUUCUUGGUGGAAUUUACAAAGGCAUUUCAAGACAGCAAACACUAGCAUGGCUCAUCUUAUGGACCAUUUCCAUUUACAGGUUUGUAAAAUUUUUGUAUUCACACGCAGGAAUAGCAUAGAGUCCCACAGGCACAAAGCAUACAAGCCUUCCACAUGCAUUGGUGCAGGGGCUUGUUUUUUGCAUCUCUCACCAGUCUUACUCUCUCUCUCUGUCUUCACCUUCACUUUAGACCUUUCAUUUGACUGCUCACAUUUUUGUGACCUGUGCUAAAAAUUUAUGAAGGCAAUAAUUAUGGACUGGUUUGCAGUCUAGACUUUAUUAGUUUGUUUUGACAUGUACAUAGAACAGAAUCAACGUAAAGUAUACUGAUCUCAUGUAACAUUAUUUUUUGCAGCUUCCUUGACCACAAAGAGUUUAGGUUCAUUUUUCCUGUGGUGCCUCUGGCGAUGUGCUACUGUGGUCUCUUCCUAAGUUCUCUUUGCGAGCCUCAUCUAACCAAACAGAAGCAAUCCGCUGAUCAUGGCUUCUUGGCAGGGCUUCUUUGGUCUGGAUGGAAAGCAAGGUCACUGAUGAUAUUUUUAGCUGUAACAAACAUUCCAUUGAUGCUUUACACCAGCACUGUACAUCAGAGAGGAACUAUUGAUGUCAUGGAUUACAUUCAAGUUGAAAGUGCAAAAAUUAGAAAGGACAAUGAAAUGUCAGUGUUGUUUUUGAUGCCAUGCCAUUCUACACCAUUUUAUAGGUACAGGACAUUGUGUUAUUUUGUUUUAAUUUGCAGGUAGUUAAAUAUUGAUCAAUUUUUUUGAAAAUGUAGACUCCCCUCACCAUGUCACUUUCCUUAAGGAAUGAAUUUUGGAAAGCCCUAGUGAAAAUAAUUAUCAAGAGAAAGAAGAGAAACGAUGUAAUUUUAUAAAGGUUUGAGAAUCAAAGGAAAAUACUACAACUUUAAGUACCAGUAAUUUCUUUGACUUUAAUUUGGUUUGCUUUAUUACAUCUAGUUUGAUUGUUGAUCAGAAAAAAAUGCUUUUAGUUUCUUCAUGGUGUUGUUGAUGAUGAUUUUUAUUUUUUAAUUGUUUUUGCAAAAAAUGUAUAAAUUGAAAAAAACUGAGGGGCUGAGGCCAGGAUAAAACCAAUUAAAAUACCAAUAAACUCUCUCUGGCUAAAAUUUUUUUCAAAAAACACAAGCUUUUGUCCCCCUGAUCUGCAACUUCUUCAACAUACAAAAUGAUUCAAGAAAGCAAAAAAAUUCUAAAAUAUAGUGUGAUAAAACAUGAAUACAACAGAAUAAAUUCACAUAGGAACAAAAAUUAAGAAAAAAUACAUUAAAAAUUUUUGCUAAGAACAAUUUUAAUUACAUUGAUGAGACUGAUUAGGGUGCACAAAAUGUUAAUAUAAUUGCAUGCUAUCUUGGGAAAGUUAUCUAAGUGUAGCUGCUUGUCAGUUUUGUUCACAGAAAUAUCAGCAUGAGAAUAUUAGAAUGUCCACCAAGUGAUGAGCAAGGUUACAUUGAUGAAGCUGAUCAGUUCUUCAUGAAUCCCUCUUCUUGGCUAAUCAAACAGUAUGGAAACUCCCUGAGCAAUGAAGAACAAGACCAUCUUCCUACACACAUUGUCAUGUACAAUGCGCUGUUACCAGUUAGUUAUUUAUGUUAUUGUUUUAUUUGCCAGUGUAAAUACAAUAUUAUGGUAGCAAAAAUCACACUAAAAAAAAUCCUAAUCUUAAGACACAUUGGAGACUUCAAAGGCUUGACACAAUUCAGCAGGCAGAGCCUGCUUUUUUCAUCCUUGAUUUCAGUCAAGCCAGGUCAAGCGUACCCCACAAGAUUCCAUUAAUGAAUUUAUUAUUAAUACGAAAGUUGAAUCAUGGGUAGUUGUUGAUUCAUCUCUGUAUUCUUGCAUGUUUCCUUAAAUUUGAUGUAAAUGCCUUCUAAGAAAUUUCAUCCAUUCAAAGAUUUUCAAUCUGACCAACUGCAGACAAGUUUUCGUGAAAUAUUCACUGCUCGUUACACAAGCAGGAAUGCUGAGGAUUUGAAUGUAACACUAGUUACGGGAAUGACUAAUGGAUUCCUUUUUUCAAAUAAUUAUUAAUAAUUCAUUAAAGAAUCUUGGGGGGUACGCUUGACCUUCCUUUACUGUAAGACAAGAGUUCUGCUUAAUUUUGGUGGAAAUCUUUAGCCCAUGGCCCUUAGUGACAGCCCUGGUAUAAAGCAAUAGGGACCUUUAGAUUCUAAGACAAGUACGACAACAAGUACGAGAUUUUCUCACGACUAAGUAGUGCACUCACAUGAGCCAGCAUCAUUUUGGUGGGAAAAGGUGAUGGUCUUCAUCAUUCUACUAACGAGUUUUGGCAAGAAUGUCAUGUUAGUGGAACACAAGUUAUUAAGCAUUAUAUGUUUCACUAUUUUGCGGCUGGGAGAUAACUUAACCUCCUUCAAUAAAGAUAACAGUGCUAAUUUUUUUGGAGAAAAGGAUGUACAAUGAAGCUGUCCAGGGUGUCUACUAUUUGAGAAAACAUGAAAAAACUUUAAGUUCAAUCUCGUACUCGUAGUCUUUCUCGUCCUAGAAUCUAAAGUUCUCUAGUAUCUGUUCACAAAAUUUUACCCCAUAGAGUUGCAUAUUACUCCUACGCUAUUAGCAAACAGUUACUCCUGCCAUCAAAUAAAUAUAAUCAUUAUUUAUAGCCCAUGUUCAGCAGCAGCCUAGACAAAGUGCUAACCUCCUUUAACUUAUGUUAUCUUUUUUAAUCGUUGUAGGAUGUUGCAAUGUUUUUGGACAAGUUUCUGUACAAACAGGUAACUUAAAUACAAUAAUAUCAAAAUUAUGAUUGUAUUUCCUGGGAGAUGAUUGUUUCUAGCAUUAAGAAAAUUGAAGGCGAGAAACAUUUUGCUGUAUUGCCAUAUAUUAUUGAUUUUCCUAUAGAAUUUUGUUGAGUCUAACUUUGUCUGAGUGAAAGCGUUGCUUAGUGUACCAGUGCCUGUCAAUGCGUUCUUUUAAUGUAAUUCCCUAGAAAACAAACCUGUGAUAGAUAAUUUUCAAAGAAACUUGGUUCAGGCUCUGGAAGAACAAUGCAGUGCAGUUGACCUGGUACUCUUUUUCUUUUUCAGCAAGCAACCUUCUUUCACACCCAUUUUCCAGAUGGAAGGAUAGGAUCAGAAGUAUUGGUAUAUAGCAGAGAAAAACCAGCUGAAACUAAGGAAAAAGCUUAG
Molecule: messenger RNA, 4986 nt
Organism: Porites evermanni
Lineage: Eukaryota; Metazoa; Cnidaria; Anthozoa; Scleractinia; Poritidae
Source: the annotation of a GenBank genome assembly